AUGUAUUCCUCUAUUUUCUUGUUCUUUACGGUCAUCUUCUUUUCAUCAUCUUUUGUUGCCGAGUCCAUUGUACCUUCUUCAAAGACCUUCAAAUUCAUAAAUCAAGGAGAUUUUGGCAAGGACAUGGUCGAGUAUGAUGCCCAUUACCGUGCUCUCUCUUUGUUCAACUCUCCUUUCCAACUUUGCUUCUAUAACAAAACUCCUAAUGCAUUCACUCUUGCAUUGAGAAUGGGUUUGGUAGGAUCCCAGUCCAUCUUCAGAUGGGUUUGGAAUGCCAACCGUGGGAAUCCAGUGCGCGAAAAUGCCACCUUGACGUUCAGUACGGAUGGUAACCUUGUAUUGGCCGAUGCUGAUGGUCAGAUUGCCUGGCAGACCGGUACAGCUAAUAAAGGUGUCGUGGGUCUUAAUCUUUUAUCAAACGGAAAUACUGUGCUUUAUGAUAAGCAUGGAAAAUUCAUAUGGCGGAGUUUUGAGCAUCCCAGCGAUACUCUUUUGGUUGGUCAGAGUUUACGUCCAAAUGGUCCGAAUCGGAUCAUUAGCCAUUCUUCUGAUGUCGACGUAUCUGAGGGUCCUUAUAGUUUGGUUCUAGAAAAGCACAGACUGAAUUUAUAUCUCAAAAGUAAUAACCUUAAGAAGCCAUUACUUUAUUACACAUCUGAUUGGUUUGGAACUAGUCAAGGUCGAAUGACGCAAGUCUUGUUCAACACAGCACCAGAAUCAGAACAAGCUUAUGCAUAUGAGCUUUAUAUCGAACCAUUCUUCGUCUAG
Molecule: messenger RNA, 768 nt
Organism: Papaver somniferum (opium poppy)
Lineage: Eukaryota; Viridiplantae; Streptophyta; Magnoliopsida; Ranunculales; Papaveraceae
Product: epidermis-specific secreted glycoprotein EP1-like
Exons: 1
Coding region: 1-768 (255 amino acids)
Source: RefSeq, a predicted model, not a curated record